Penicillium macrosclerotiorum is the source of this 2397-nucleotide messenger RNA. RefSeq lists its product as uncharacterized. The coding region runs from base 1 to 2397 and encodes 798 amino acids. NCBI's taxonomy places the organism in Eukaryota, Fungi, Ascomycota, Eurotiomycetes, Eurotiales, Aspergillaceae. Gene Ontology annotation, molecular function: protein binding. The record is from RefSeq and is a predicted model, not a curated record. Gene Ontology annotation, cellular component: NuA4 histone acetyltransferase complex. The transcript has a single exon.
AUGCCUCCUCUGUCGGCGUACACUCCAUUUGAGUCCCUACUCUUCUUCCAGUCGCUGGCCACGUCCGAUGUGCGCCCGGCCAGUUUCGCAUCCAUCUCCACGUUGCUCAGCAACAACCCGCUUAUUCGUCAGAAUGUAGCCUUCAGCGCCGAUCGCCUUGCUCCGGAAGCCCUUGAGGACCUCUACGCGACCUUGCUCCGGGACGGCUUCGAUCGCGACCUUGUGCCGACCGGCCCGAACGGGCGACCGACCGACAACUCAGGUCCCAGCAACCCGAAGAAACGCAAGAUCUCGAGCCCGCGACCGGACAGCCUGACCCAUGCAGUGCUGGUUCCCGAGCUGGUCUCACACCUCUACGCGCGCUACAAGGAACUGGUGACCAAAGAGAUCAAGGACGAGGAGAAGCGAUAUAGGGAUAUCAAAGAAGAAAUUGAGCGUUUGCGGCAGCAAGAGGCCAAACCGACUGCAUCGGGCGUCGUUCAGGAUAUCCCCGCACCACCAAUAACCAAGGUCGAGCGGUCGGAACCGUCGCCCAUCGACGUGAAGCAAGAAACACCGCGAGCGGAGCGUCCCGCUGAUCAGUUCAUCCCUCAUCCGAAGCCUUUCCAAGCACACCAGGCGUCCUCGACAGGUCCUCCGCCAGAACCCGAUCAGGCGAGAGAGGCACAACGUCCGUCCACCACACUUGCUGGGACUUCUGGACAGCCCGGUGGUCUAGUCCCACAGGUGCCGUUGCCAGCCCAGCCCGCCCAAGGAAAGACUGGACAACCACUGCAUCCCCAAACGACCAAUGACCAGAAUGUGGCACAGAUCCCAGUUCAACCGUCACUUGCGCCUCAGAAUCAGCAGACGGCUCCUGCGACACCUGGUGCAGCUACACGAGCGCCGCGCGUGCAUCCAUCACAGCUUGCACCACGCCCUCAUGCCCCCGCAACUACCCCAAUUGCCCCAGGGAAAGCCUCCCAACCACCCUCUGCUACUCAACCAAGUUUCCAGCAAUGGCAGCUGGAAGCUCCUCCCGAUUCCCCUUACUCUGGUACCUCACCUCAUACCGCCUCCAAACCGCCUCUCCCCUCUUCUUCCCAAGCCCCAUCAAGAACCCAAGCCAAAAACUCCAUCUCAUCCGCUGUCCCAAGCACUCCCGGUCCAACUGCUUCUGCGGCUCAAACCCCCGUCCCAGUUGGCUACCCACAGGUCUCGCAGACUCCAAGCGUCGUUAUUCCAGUUUAUUCAGCAACCCGUGGCUCACGUCCACGGCUGUCAAUUGACACACCGGGGUCCUCCACUCCAUGGAAGCAGACGCCUCGUCCGAGCGUUGCGGGGUCCCCUGCAUCUCCCGCUCGUCCAGGCCCAGGAGAUGUCAGUCCAAUCAGUGACAGAGCUCCUUCGCCCGAUGCCAUGGAUAUUUCCCCUCCACGGGAGAGAAAAUCUCGACGUGGUCAAGGUAGUGAGGCGGAUUCCAAGACUGCGCCCACUAUCAAGCUCGAAAAAGGUUCCAUAACUCGGAGAAAGCGAGCUAUCAGCUCCGCCUCCACACAGAGUCGUGGGCGCUCUGUAGUUUCGCGAGAUGAAUCCCCGGAACUUCCUGGGCCUUCCGGUCGCCGCAAGGGCGCCGCUGCUCCUGCCGAUGAUCAGACCCCCAAGGGGCGAUCGAAGCGCAAGCGUGGUGCAAGCGAGUUCCUAGAGCAGGAAUUCACCCCUCCAGAACAACCCAAGGUGGAUACAUCCAAAUAUGUUCUCUGUACGCGUGGAUUUCAUCGCACUGCCGCACCCAUCAUGAACGACGUGACCACUCAUAAACUUGCCUCCAUCUUUGCCAAGCCAUUGGGUGAGCGAGAUGCCCCUGGGUACCAUGACCUUAUAUAUCGACCACAAGACCUGAAAUCCAUCAAAUCCGCUGUUCACCAAGGUAGCAAGGCUGUCGCGGCUGCAACAGAGGCUGUCAGCACUCCUGCUGGUGACGGCGAGUCCCCCAUCCCAGCCACGGGAACACCUUCUAAGAAUAACAACAUACUUAUGCUGCAGAAGAGCGAGGAUCUUAUUCCUCCUCGGGGGAUUGUUAACUCGGCGCAGCUGGAAAAGGAGUUUAUCCGCAUGUUUGCCAAUGCCAUCAUGUUCAACCCUGUUCCUGAGCGUGGCUUUGGCCCUGCGUUUCCCAUGGAAAGUGAUCGCGGCUCACGUGAGAGCACGCAGUCAGGUGAUGGCGAUGAGGGCGGCAUUAUCCAAGAUUCCCUGGAGAUGUUUGAAGAUGUGGAGCAAGCUGUUACGCGGUGGCGUGCCGCCGAACGGACCGCAGAGCGCAACGCCGAUGACCUGGCUAAUAAGAAUAUCCUCUCCCUCCGCCGUGGUAGUGCAAGUGAUUUUAACACUGAUAGCGCGGAUGAUGUUAAGGGGUGA